AUGCAUAAAUCAGGUGGAAUUGUUUCCAAUGAUGGAAUAAUAGCGAUAAAAAAUGUCAUUGCUUCUGUAGACCAGACAUUGUGUGAAAUAAAGCCGUGGAAGUUAAUCAUAGCAACUGCUGCUGGUGUAAUCUUUUUGCAGCGUGUUCGACGUAUAUGGUAUGCAUCGGAGCAACCAAUAUAUUUACGGCUACUUGGGAAAGCAUUUUCCGUAAUUUGUUCAUUAUCUCCCAUACGAAAAAAGCUUGAAAAGGAACUGAAUUAUACUCGGCAAAAAAUUUACCGCGAAAUUCAUAAGUGUGAUAAUACCGGUCUUUUUUUUCGGAUGCUUCCUGAAAGUGGCAUGAAUAAUGCAAAAAUUGUUAGUAUAGCAGAACAAUAUAAUGCGAUGACAGAGGUGGACGUCUUAGCUGGUAAAGUGAGUGGAGCUGUAUACACCGAUCAGAACAGUGAACAAAGCAAUCUACUUUCAAAAAUGUUUGACAUUUACGCGUUUGCAAACCCACUUCAUCCAGAUAUCUUUCCCGGAUGUCGGAAAAUGGAAGCUGAGAUUGUUCAUAUUGUUGCAAACUUAUUUCAUGGAGGAUUGAAAUGUUGUGGAACGGUAACAUCCGGUGGAACUGAGUCAAUUUUAUUGGCAAUGCUUUCAUACCGUAACUAUGCAAUUAUUAAGGGUAUAUCGGAGCCAGAAAUAUUAGUCCCGGUCACUGCACACGCAGCAUUCGACAAGGCAGCACAUUUGUUUGGUAUGCGAAUACGACAUGUACCUGUUGGAAAUAAUCAAAAAGUUGAUAUAGAUAAAAUGAGACGAGCUAUAUCUAGGGACACUUGUGUUCUGGUUGGAUCAGUACCAAACUUCCCAACUGGCACAAUGGAUGAUAUUGAACAAAUCGCACAACUUGGGCAAAGAUAUGAUAUUCCUGUGCAUGUUGAUGCAUGUUUGGGUGGUUUCUUGAUAGUUUUUAUGGAAGAAUGUGGCUAUCCGUUACCUCCAUUUGAUUUUCGUGUGUCUGGCGUUACAUCAAUAUCAUGUGAUACACACAAGUAUGGCUAUGCUCCAAAAGGAUCCUCAGUCAUACUUUAUCGAGAACGAAAAUAUUUACAUCAUCAAUACAUGUGCAUUCCAGAAUGGACUGGAGGAAGUCGUUCUGGUCUAGCAAUAUCGUUAGCUUGGGCUACUUUGCUUUUUUUUGGACGUUCUGGUUAUGUGCAGCGAACAAAGGAAAUCAUUCAGUGUGCUCGCCGAAUUAGCUCCGCCAUUAUGAAUGAUAUUGAUGGUCUUCGUCUUCUUGGUUCGGCUGAUGUAUCUGUUGUAGCAUUUACCAGUGAUGUUUUCAAUGUUUACGCUCUUGUGGAUGAUAUGUCUGCUCUUGGAUGGAAUUUGAAUUCCAUCCAAAAUCCUGCUGGAGCACAUAUCUGCGUUACCUAUAAUACGGUAGUUGCUGAUGCGUGGCAAGCAUUCAUAGAUGAUUUACGAAAAGUUGCUUUUGCUCUGAUGAAUGAUCCAGAUAGAGGAAAACAUUCAAAUAUG
This is a messenger RNA of Acanthocheilonema viteae, 1530 nucleotides long. The record is from the annotation of a GenBank genome assembly. NCBI's taxonomy places the organism in Eukaryota, Metazoa, Nematoda, Chromadorea, Rhabditida, Onchocercidae.